UUUCCAAGACACCCUCCUGUCAGUAUGCAGGGGACCAGGGGCUCUUCCUGUUCCCCUUGUAUUAGGAAAGCCCCAAGCCCAUGUUUAUGCAACCAAGGCGGACUUUCCUAGGAUCCACUCCCUUAAUCUCCUCAUUGAAAUUCAGGAAGCUGUGUGCCUGCGUCUGGCUGAAGUGCAAUUUGGCUGAGCUUUUGUUCCACUUAUGAAUAGUUCUUGCUGGAAGUCCAUCACCCAGAGGCCAGCUCUCCCAACAGCCGGACACCAGCAGAGUGGCAUGCCUGUUUCCAGUGCCAUGACACGGGAGGGGCCAUUCAGGGAGGAGUUGGGCUAUGACCGGAUGCCCACACUGGAGAGAGGUCGGCAGGAUACAGGACGGCAGGACGCAGGCAGCUACACACCUGACUCAAAGACGAAGGACCUGCAGUUGUCCAAGAGGUUACCCCCGUGCUUCAGCUACAAGACAUGGGUAUUCUCUGUGUUGAUGGGGAGCUGCCUUCUUGUGACCUCUGGGUUUUCGCUCUACUUGGGGAACGUGUUCCCUUCCGAGAUGGAUUAUUUGCGCUGUGCAGCAGGCUCCUGCAUCCCCUCAGCAAUCGUGAGCUUCGCUGUUGGGAGGAGAAACGUCAGUGCGAUUCCCAACUUUCAGAUAUUGUUUGUUUCCACGUUCGCUGUUACCACGACGUGUCUAAUCUGGUUCGGAUGUAAACUGAUCCUGAAUCCGUCAGCAAUAAACAUUAAUUUCAACCUCAUCCUGCUCCUGCUGUUGGAGCUCCUCAUGGCAGCCACAGUGAUCAUCUCGGCACGGUCCAGUGAGGAGUCCUGCAAGAAGAAGAAGGGUUCCAUCUCGGAUGGCACCAACAUUCUGGAUGAAGUGACGUUUCCUGCUCGGGUCCUAAAAUCCUACUCUGUGGUAGAAGUAAUUGCUGGUGUCUCUGCUGUCCUUGGGGGGGUGAUCGCUCUAAAUGUAGAUGAAGCUGUCUCAGGCCCACAUCUUUCAGUGACAUUCUUUUGGAUUCUAGUGGCUUGUUUUCCAAGUGCCAUUGCCAGCCAUGUGACAGCAGAGUGUCCCAGCAAGUGUCUGGUGGAGGUGCUGAUUGCCAUCAGCAGCCUUACAUCCCCACUGCUUUUCACUGCCUCUGGAUAUCUGUCUUUCAGCGUGAUGAGAAUCGUGGAGAUUUUUAAAGAUUACCCACCAGCCAUCAAAUCCUAUGAUGUGCUGCUCCUGCUCUUGCUGCUGGUGCUAUUGCUUCAGGGGGGGCUCAACACUGGCACAGCCAUCCAAUGUGUGAACUUCAAGGUCAACGCCCGGCUACAGGCUGCAUCCUGGGACAGCCAGACCUGUCCCCAGGAGCGCCCAGCAGGGGAGGUGGCCAGAAGCCCCCUGAAGGAGUUUGACAAAGAGAAAGCCUGGCGAGCUGUGGUAGUGCAAAUGGCCCAGUGACUACAGGAUAAGGAGACCGAGUCUUGGUGUCUGUCUGGCCUCCGGCAUGUUCAGCCAUACAGACUCUAACUAUCCUGCAACAACUACUUUCUAACUUACUCUUUCCCUUCUGUGAGGGCCGGCCAGGCUGCAGGGUGGUUUUCACUUCCUGUAGUAGUUUAACUUUGGAGCAGGUAAACGUUGAAGGUCGAGAGGGUCAGUUCUGUACUCCCAGGUGUGUCAGCCUUGUUCUCCAGCCCUCUUCACUCCCUGAUUUGAUACUUACUCACGCAUAGGGUCUGAUGUUUUGGCCUCAGGGCAUUCCCCUGCCUCCACAUGCUUACUGCAGUGUGAGGAUAGUUUAACUGUGAGAGUCACAUUGGCUUUGAUGAAAAUCAUGGCCAAGAGAUGGUUUGUAUACCACCCCCCAAACCCUAGAGAUCACCACCCCCCAAACCCUAGAGAUCACCACCCCCCAAACCCUAGAGAUCACCGGGAUUCUCCCAACUGACCAGAGCACCAAGGAAUCCACAGUAAGUUGGGUCCCUUGUAUAACUGGGAACCAGUUCAGGAACUGCUUCCCUGCUGUGCUUUCACUGAAUCUGGUUUGUUCCUCCUCUGGGAGGAGAGCUGCAAUGUUCCUUUACUGAGCUGGGGUGUAUCAGUGAGUUCCAAGGAGGCUAAUGGAAAGAUGAAAGGUGCAUUUUGUGCCCCCCAAAGAGCUGCCAGGGUCUGGGAGAUAAUGAAAACCCUUCUAGGCUUCCCACUAAAUGCACAUGACUCUGACUGCCAGGAUUCAUGAAAAGUGCAGUUGUUAUGUUUAGUCAGAGAAACGCAAGCAAGGCACCUGGAAGGUAGACAUCUCCAGCUCCAGCUCCAGCCUUGGGGAGUCCCUGUCCCAUCUUCACCCUCUGCUCCAGAGGGCUGGUGCCUGCACCAGAUAAGUACCAGGAAACGUCCUUCUGGCCUGCAUAUGUGCAGAGCCCUCUAAGCUUUGGGCCUGCUGCAGCUCUGCCACAUGUCGUCGUUGGGUAGGGAGAGAGUCAAGGAGAAACUGGGAUGGCAAGCCAUCUGCGAGGAGACCAGAGACUUGAACGUUCAGGACCAGAAUGGGGCAGCAGGGGAUUGCUGCUAGCUUGCACUUUCUAAUUUUAGAGAGCUUAAAAAAACAACUCAUAUAUAUGGGGUCUAAAAAUUGUCUCUUGUAUACUUUUGUUUGGUAUAGUUUAAUAUGCUUGGGCAAUAAAUGCUAACAUGCAAAUGUG
Onychomys torridus (southern grasshopper mouse) is the source of this 2685-nucleotide messenger RNA. It is a transcript of the gene Mlc1, whose product is annotated as modulator of VRAC current 1. Gene Ontology annotation, cellular component: plasma membrane; cytoplasmic vesicle; endoplasmic reticulum. The transcript has 12 exons. Gene Ontology annotation, biological process: regulation of response to osmotic stress. Bases 203 to 1441 code for a protein of 412 amino acids. The record is from RefSeq and is a predicted model, not a curated record. Lineage: Eukaryota; Metazoa; Chordata; Mammalia; Rodentia; Cricetidae.